Messenger RNA from Schistocerca nitens (vagrant locust), 486 nucleotides. RefSeq lists its product as uncharacterized. Bases 16 to 486 code for a protein of 156 amino acids. The transcript has 3 exons. The record is from RefSeq and is a predicted model, not a curated record. NCBI's taxonomy places the organism in Eukaryota, Metazoa, Arthropoda, Insecta, Orthoptera, Acrididae.
CGGCGGGCUCUCGCCAUGUUUUGCCUCCCCUGUGGAGGUGAAGCCGAACGUGAUGAUGUCAGUGAGGUGGAUCCUGAGGACGAGUACUUCAUACCUCAGAACUUUCACAUCUUGAAGGCGCGGCUUCGCGCUAAGCGCCACGAGGAGUUGGUGGCGCAGUGGGAAGCCUACUUUGAGAAGAUCAAGCCGGUGGCCGCUGCUGGCGUCAGAGGGGGGCAGCCACCCGCUCACCAGGACUCGCAGCUGCAGGCAGCGCCAGUUGAGGACUCACAGAUGGAGGGCUGCGUCAGUGGAGAGGUUGGUGACGCUACGCUUACGCAGACAGUCGCCGUGGUACACUCCUCACCCGUGUCGUCCAGUGAGGAAGAGACGCUGCCCACACCUCGUCGCAUCCGAGGCUGCAGGCGAUGCUGGGCUGAGAGGCUGGGAGACAAAGCUGUAGUUCGGCCCCAUUGUCGCCAGGGGUACAGACUGUCCAGGAAAUAA